Molecule: messenger RNA, 4285 nt
Organism: Synchiropus splendidus (mandarinfish)
Lineage: Eukaryota; Metazoa; Chordata; Actinopteri; Syngnathiformes; Callionymidae
Product: cullin-3-B-like
Exons: 16
Coding region: 549-2828 (759 amino acids)
Biological process (GO): protein ubiquitination; ubiquitin-dependent protein catabolic process
Cellular component (GO): Cul3-RING ubiquitin ligase complex
Molecular function (GO): ubiquitin protein ligase binding
Source: RefSeq, a predicted model, not a curated record
AAUAAUUAGAAGCUAGAAUUUAAUAUUACGAAUUGCAGGGGGUUGGAGCCUAUCCCAGCUACUUGGGGCAAGAGGCAGGGACACCCAGCACAGGUCGCAAGUCCUUCACAGGACACAUAUCGACAGUAAACACACCGAAAACGCCAACAGCUACAGAUGGUUUUGGACUGAGGGAAGGAAAACUUCUUGAUCUUUGUCUCCCUGCAUUUGCCCCCUGGGCAUCCUCUAUCUUUAUCUUCUCUUUGUUCCGACAUUUCGUACAUUCCAUGUCCGGCUCUCCAUGAGCAUCAAACUUUUCCCAACUGAUGUAUUUGUUUCUAAUCUUGUCCUUUCCAAUGAAAACAGCCCGGCACUGUCUUCUUCACUUCCCUUUGACCUGUUUUUAUCACCUCUAAUUCCUGCGUCCUCUCUCAUCCUCUGGUCCCUGAAGAAAGAUGAACAAAUUUAAAGCAUUGACAAUAAUUCUAGUGAAUUCAGAUCUUAUUAACCACAAUAAUAUGUAUAAUAAUUCAAUUAAUGUUUAUAUGUAUAAAUGUGCUUAGAUUGAUAUGGAUUCAAAACCUGACUUUGACAUGUAUUUUUUCCAUUUAGUUAUGGAUGAGAGGUGUCUGAAUGCUUGGGACAUUCUCAGGACCGCCAUCCAGGAGAUACAGACCCAUAAGAACAACAAUGGGCUCAUUUUUGAUGAUUUGUAUCGGAACACUUACACAAUUGUCCGCUACAAACACGGAGAGAAGCUCUACGCGGGCUUGGAGGAGGUGGUCACGGAGCAUCUCAUCAACAAAGUUCGGGAAGACAUCCUCAACUCUAUAAACAAUAAUUUUCUUCACACACUGGUUCAAGCAUGGAACGACCACACGACUGCCAUGGUCCUCAUCAAAGACAUCCUCAUGUACCUGGACAAAGUCUUUUUGGAGCAAGGCAACAAUCACAAUGUGUACAACCUCGGCCUCAGCAUCUUCAAAGUGCAGGUGAUCAACUACAGCAUUAUACAAGAUCACUUACAAGCCACUCUUCUCGACAUGAUCUUGCGAGAACGGCGAGGAGAAGCUGUCGACAGGGGCUCCAUAAGAAACACCUGUCACAUGCUGAAGGUUCUCGGCCUGGAGAGCAGAUCUGUUUAUGAAGAAUGUUUUGAGAUGCCCUACUUAGUGAAAUCCGAAGAAUUCUAUCAGCUGGAAAGUCAAAGCCUCCUCCCAGAAUGCAGUGCCAUCAUCUACAUUAAGAAAGUGGAGGCCAGGAUCCAGGAGGAGAUCGACAGAGUGACGCACUGUUUGGAUCAGAUGACAGAGGAGCUCGUCGUGAAGGUCGUGGAGAACGAGAUGAUUUAUAAGCACAUGAAGACCAUAGUUGAAAUGGAGGACUCAGGACUCGUCCACAUGCUGAAGAAUGGACUAAUGGAAGAAAUGAGAGACAUGUUCAACAUGUUCUGCCGUGUGCCUGAUGGCCGUAAAACCAUGUGUGACUGUCUGAGUCCCUACCUGAGGGAGCAGGGGAAGGCCAUCAUGUCGGAGGACUGCAAGAGCAAGAACCCAGUUGAACUAAUUCAGGGGUUGCUCGACCUGAAGACAAAAUUUGACACCUUCCUCUUCGGGUCCUUCAACAACGACAAGAUUUUUAAACAAACCAUCGCCGGAGAUUUUGAGUUUUUCCUCAACCUCAACUCCCGCUCCCCAGAGUACCUUUCUCUUUUCAUCGAUGAUAAACUUAAAAAGGGGGUGAAAGGGUCUGCAGAACAGGAGCUGGAGUCUAUUUUUGACAAGUCAGUCGUGUUGUUCAGGUUCCUGCAGGAGAAGGACGUGUUCGAACGAUACUACCGUCAGCAUCUAGCCCGCAGACUCCUCAGCAACAGGAGUGUGUCGGACGACCCGGAGAAGAGCAUGUUGCUUCGACUCAAGACGGAAUGUGGGUGCCAGUUUACGUCCAAACUGGAGGGGAUGUUUCGAGACAUGUGCGUCUCCGUCACAACCAUGGACGAGUUCAGGCAGCAUAUUCAGUCCACAUCAACGUCACUCAGCGGUGUAGAUCUCACAGUCAGAGUUCUCACAACUGGUUUCUGGCCGGUGCAGUUGGCCACGCCGAGGUGCAACAUCCACUCUUCUCCUCGACACGCGUUUGAAGUGUUCAGGAUGUUUUAUCUGGCCAAACACAGCGGACGGCGGCUCACCCUGCAGCAUCAUAUGGGUAGCGCAGAUUUAAAUGCAAUGUUCUAUGGAGUCGUAGUGAAGGAGGACGGUUCUGAUGUGGGUGUGGGAGGCGCCCAGGUGACAGGCAACAACACCCGCAAGCACAUUCUGCAGGUCUCCACUUUCCACAUGACCAUCCUCAUGCUCUUCAACAACAGAGACAAGUGGACGUUUGAGGAGAUCCAGCAAGAGACGGACAUCCCAGAGCGGGAGUUGGUGCGAGCGCUUCAGUCUUUGGCGUGUGGGAAACAGACACAGAGAGUUCUCAUCAAAGAGCCCAGGUCCAAAGAGGUUGAGAAGGAUCAUGAGUUCACAGUCAAUGACCAGUUUGCCUCUAAACUGCACAGAGUCAAGAUACUAACUGUGGCUUCUAAACAUGGAGAAACAGAUGUGGAAUUAAGGGAGACGCGACAUAAAGUGGACGACGACAGGAAGCACGAGAUCGAAGCGGCAAUCGUGCGAAUCAUGAAGUCAAGGAAGAAGAUGCAUCACAAUGUUCUGGUUGCAGAGGUCACACAGCAGCUAAAGGGACGUUUCCAACCCAGCCCCGUGUUCAUCAAAACACGGAUUGAAGGACUGAUAGAGAGAGAGUACAUGGAGAGGACUCCGGAGGACCUCAGAGUGUACAACUAUGUUUUAUAGAGUCAAAAUGUACACGCUGGAUCUGAGGUCUCUUUUUGAACCAGGAAGGAACCAGCUGCUUUGUGUUUACCUCACACGCAGACACUCAGGAGGCCACAAGACUGGCCCGUAACUGCUGACUUUCAGUGGCCACAGCCUUUCCUUCGUCUGUGUCUGCAUGGGUUUCCUCCGGGAACUCCGGUUUGCCCCUACAGACCAAAAACAUGCAGGUAAAGAGGCUGUGACGUCCAGGAGAGUCAGAGCGUGUCUCAGCUUGAUCAAACGUCAAAGGGGAAGACAGGAAAAUGUUCUCUUGUUCAGCACUCCGACAUGACCCUGGAAAAAAAAGAAUGCUGAGUAUUUGUGUUUUACUCAAACACAGCAGACGUUCAAAGAAGCGUGGGUUUUCUCCGGGGACUCCGGUUUUCUCCUACGACCAGAAAACCAACCUGCAAGCGGAUAAAUGGUGUGAAAUCUUUUUUCAUUGCAAGCAGUGAACCUCCAGCUUUUAUCACCCCAAAUUCAAUCAUCCUAAAAUGAAAUAUAUACUUGAGUUUCACCUUGUCGGGAUCAAAUUUAAAAUGAGGAAAAAUGAAAAAUGAAUAUUGAAAAGAUGUCAAACGUGAAUGGGCAAUGAGAUGAAAUAAAAAGUUGAUGUAAAUAGUAGUUACCUGAAGGCAACCUAAGCUCUACGAAUCCAGGUGCGUCACUCACCCGUUUCGCUUAUAUUAGCGACAAAUGGGGGGUCCACACAAACCCUCCAAAGAACACUCAAAAUGAAAAUGAGGACAGUGCUACAGUUUUCGAACGUCCCCGAAUUCAAACAAAUCGGGAGUUCGAAAAAAUUUUGAGAUUUUUUUCCUUCGGAUUUUGAACGAAAAUCCAGAACUCGAAUGCCCCCGAAAAAAGCCGGAAAAACCAUAACGUGCGCGGACCGAUCAGCUGACCCACGACGCACUUUGUUAUUGUGUAUAACGCAGCCUCUGUAUGCAGACGUGUCCCGUUAGCUACAUUUACUGGCUGAUUUUUCUUCAUAUUGAGGUGUAAAACCUUUCCUGUCUCCGCACUGGACCGUGGUAGAGUGUCACAGAGCUUGCAGAAAAAACUAAUGUUUUCCCAGACAAGAAUGUCUACAGGUAUUUGGUGGUGUAGGUGACAAAUACGAGCAACCAUGUGAGCAUGCACCACUGGUCUCUUUAAGUCUGCCUGAAUUAAAAAAAAAACAAACAAGAUGAACGUGGUCAACUAAAACAGUUGAGCAAAUCGGAAAAAAAGUCAAAAUUAUGAGCGAGAUGGGGCUGAGGAGUUGUUUGUUGUAGCUGCUAAUACAUCAAUAUGGGGUCUGCUAUAUUUAAUAGCUACAUUCUUCACAAAAAAAAAAGAAAAAAUACCUGAUUCUGAACAUGACCGGAAACUCUCCCAAGCUUCUCUCUGUGGCUCCUCCUAACAAAAAACAAAACAAAACAAAACAAAACAAA